AAUAUGAAAACAACUCAACAUGUGUUGAGAUUUAUUUUCAUCGUAAUCAAGUUAAUUGUGUUUUUUUUCGAAUUCAUUAAUCUGACAACUAUAUUUUCUACCAAUUUAAUUGCUCUAUUAGCUGUGAACUAAUCACCGACUCAUGGAUUACCCUCAUUGAUUGAGAAUAACCUGAUUUUCGCAAUUUUUGUACCUUGGAAAUUGUUUUUCUGUAGCUUAGUUUACCUGAACACUUUUCCAAAUCAAAUUGUCACUUUAAUUGUUUGUUUAUAUUUUUCCUUUAAUCACAAUAAUGUUUAGCUUGACCAAUUUACAAAAUCCUUCUAAUAUCUUCAGAAAACCUUUGACUUUGGUCCUUUACCAACCAGAGAAAUGGACUGAAGGAACACUAAUCAAUACAAUUGAUUGUAUGAUUAUGAUGCUACAAAAGGGAAUAAUUAACUCACUUGAUGAACUAUUUGAACUCUAUGCAGUUUUGUUUAAUUUAAUCGACGUUGAAACAAAUUCAUUCCGAGGUGAAUGUAAAAUUAGUGAAGAUCUUAAACUUCGGGUUAUCCAUUGUGCCAAAGUAAUUAUCGACUACCUGACAGAAGACUUGGUUCUAGAGUUUUUAUCGAAACCCUCAAUUUAUCCGAUUAUCGGUCAUUCUAUUCACGUUUUCUUGAAUCUUGGACUUAAAGAAAAAUUCAAAGAGCUUAAAAUCACGUCGAUUGUUUGUUUAAAUUGUUUGAUUCGAAAACUGGAUUAUCCCUUGACCUUAACACCGCCGAGAGAAGGAUACAAACCGGCUGACAUUUUGGCCUCUUUUUUACCGGGAAUCUCAAUCGCAGUGAUGAAGAUAAUUCUAAGUGAUGAUAAAUUACCACAGAAACUGUAUAUUGAAUGUCUUUCAACUUUGGAAUCAACAAUUAAGGCAAUUCUGACCCACGAAUUGUCUCAAGAAAUUCAAGUUAAACGUCCUGAAUUCGUUGUCCAUAGAAACAAGGAUUGGCUUCAAUCGAGUUGCUCAAAAUUAGAUGUUGUCUUUGAAAAGAUAAUUAAAACUCUUCUAAUCAAACAAUCAACGUUAAUUAAGAUGAAAUUAUUGAGUUUCAGUCAAGAAAUGGUUGACAUCUUUGCCGAUCUUGAGGUUAAAGAGGAAAUUUUAAUUACUCUUCUUGAAGUUUCACUAAUCAUGGUAACUGAUUGUGAUACAGAUUUACAAGAAUCAUCUCAACUUUGGUUGGAACAAUUUUCAUCUCAAAUAUUAAUCAACAAACCAUCUCUACGAGAUUCACUAUUAGACCGAUUAUAUCAACAAUUAACAACCAUCACCCGAGAAUUACAAUCAAUUAAUGAAGAGGAAAAGAUAACCAAAUUUAAAGUAAUUGAAGGUUACUUUAAUUGUCUUGGACCUCAAGGAUUAACAACCUUUCUUACCACACAAUCAUGUCAACAUCGUAUGAUAACUAGUUUAAUUAAUUGUGCCAAUUUGAACGAGAAAAAAUCAACCCAAGGAUAUAAAUUAAUUGAGAUGAUUGAUUUAAAUACAAUAGAUUCAAGGAAACCAUCAACAGAUUAUCCGAUGAAAAGAUUUAAACAUUUCGAUGAUCAACUAGUUGAACAAUCAAUUAAACAAAUUUGCUCACUUUUAGGAAAAUAUUCAAACAAUUAUGGUUUAAUUGAUUAUUUUGAUUCCAUUUUACCGGAUGGUUGCAAAGAUCCAGCAAUUAUCUUCAUCGCUAAUUACACGAUUCAAGGUUUCAACGAAUCAAAUAUUUUAGAAAGUCUAUUCCAUGAAUACGUUAAUCAGUUGACCAUAUUAACUGAAUUAAAUCAAUCCAAUCAACAAUGUGAUCAAUCAACUUUACCAAUUACCCUUUUAAUGGAGGGAAUAACCAUUUUUGCGGAUAAAUUUGGUUCCAAUAAACAAUCAAUCGUCCUGAUUAAUUGUUUGUACCUUGUCCUGGCUUCAACUGGUUCAGAUAAAACAAUUAUCGCUGAUUCUGCUUUAAUUACUCUCCAACGAUUAGCAAACAUCUUCAACUACUCUUCAAUUAAACUUCUAAUCACUGAAAAUAUUGAUUACAUUCUUAAUCAUUUAAGUAUCAAACUGAAAAACUUUCAAUCAAAUCGUCAAGUUUGUCCAAUUAUCUAUUCGAUACUCAAUCUAACCGGCCUGGAGAUAUUACCUUACACCGAACUGACCAUUGAUAAUAUACUGACCAGUUUGGACAUUUUUUACAAUUUAAAUUGUGAUAUACUUGUUAACCUAUUGAAAAUAGUGAUUAGUUUCAUUGAGAAAAAUACUGUUCCAAUAUCAACAGAUGAACAGGAACAAUUUGAUAAUAUUGAUUAUGAAUCUUUGAGACGAGAAAAAUUUAUCCAACAAUUAGAUGAAUAUCUGAAAGCAAGGAGAAUAGUUAAUUCACUUGAACCCGAAAAUGAUGAUGAUAAUGAUUCACCUGAUGAUUUAAAUGAUGGAGGUAAAGAAGAAGAAGAAGAAGAGGAAAAGAAACAAUUACCUGUGGAAAUAAAUAUAACAAUUAAGAUUCUUGAGAGAUGUUGUCAUUUACUCUCCAAUCAAUCAAAAGAUAUUCAAAUAAUUACGAUGGAAAUAAUUAUGAAUGGACUUCGAAUAUUAAAACCAUGGCAAGAUGAACUCCUUCCCUUGGCACACAAAUUGUGGACUCCAAUCUUGAAACGUUUCAAUACCGAUAAUUUGAUUCUACUUAGCAAAAGUUAUCAAUGUCUAAUUGUUAUGAGUCAAUGUUGUGGCGAUUUCCUUACAACUCGGACAUUAGAACAAAUUUUCCCUCGACUUUUAUCAUUUCUAAGGUCACAAUUUAGCAAAAGUUAUCAGAAAACCGAUUCAUCUCCAUACAAAUACACCCUUGAGUAUAAAUUUCAAUGUCAAUUAUUAGGAACCAUUGGAUUACUUUGUGAUUAUCUCAAAGUUGAAGGUAUCUCCUUGUGGUCAGUAGUUGAAGUGGUCAUCCCUUACCUGACCAAUCAGCAACCUUUAAGCCUUCAGGGUGAAGCAAUUAAAUCGUGUAAAAUUUUACUCCGCUUGGAUCCUUAUGCUUUCAAUUGUUACACUUCUCAGAUGAUUGAGACGAAAAGUGAAAACCAAAGGAAAAAUUAUUCCAAAAAUUUGAAAAUCCUUUCGAAAAUUAAACUCUAAUCAACAUAAAUACA
This is a messenger RNA of Panonychus citri (citrus red mite), 3177 nucleotides long. It is a transcript of the gene Tti1, whose product is annotated as TELO2-interacting protein 1 homolog. The record is from RefSeq and is a predicted model, not a curated record. Lineage: Eukaryota; Metazoa; Arthropoda; Arachnida; Trombidiformes; Tetranychidae. Gene Ontology annotation, cellular component: cytoplasm. The coding region runs from base 293 to 3163 and encodes 956 amino acids. The transcript is spliced from 5 exons. Gene Ontology annotation, biological process: chromatin remodeling.